AGACCAUGUGGCCAUUCCACUCCAAAAUAUGUCCACUGGCCACUCAUCCACUGAGAGCCCCGAGAGGCGUGGCAGCUGAGGGAACUUUAAACCUGGAAAAAGCCCGAGGAUUUUCGCCAUGGGUGAGCUGAGGAAAAAUCAAGGUACCCGCUUGCCUUGCGCGGUGGCAUAUCUAUCUGACAAUCGCCCAAUUCGAUUGACGAUCUUCCCCUUUCAUGGGCCCAAUCUUGCUUCUUCACGCUGCUCGAUCCGAAUAGGCUCGAUUGCCUUCACUUCAAUUCAGCCCUUCUUUCCCCUGGCAGCGGUCUAUCGGUUUAUCGGAGGUAUUCGCACUGAUGGUAGCGUGAUCUUCCUUCUCCUCAUCGUCGUGAUUGCCAUGCAGAUCGGUUGCAUGACAUCUGUGGCACAACACUAUGUGGCUUAGGUUAACUAUGCGCAACUUGAUUCUUCAUUGACUAUAAGAAGCUGUGACCACAGAGAGCAGCCCACGCUCGAUUCUGGUAAUACGCCAUUUCAAACAGUCCUUUCAUGAUAUUAUCAUUGUGAUAUCCUUUCUCUU
Molecule: messenger RNA, 559 nt
Organism: Aspergillus ibericus CBS 121593
Lineage: Eukaryota; Fungi; Ascomycota; Eurotiomycetes; Eurotiales; Aspergillaceae
Exons: 2
Coding region: 119-424 (101 amino acids)
Source: RefSeq, a predicted model, not a curated record